AUAGCAUAUAAAGUCGCGUGAUCUGUUUGGAGGAGGGUGGAACGGUUUUUGCCUCGGAAGAAUCGUCGAGAUCGACUCGUAGAAAGUUUAUCAGCGGAUUUGAUAAAUGAACAUGGAAGAUGACGCGGUCAGAAAUCUCUGCACCCACGUAUGAACUUUCAUGGGAGAGAAAAAACGUAACCGGCGUGAAAGGUAUUCUCCGGAGGAAUUUAAUACUCCCCGAUGGAGGUCGUUUAUUUUCUCUAGAUUUCGAUCGUCUCUACGGUUACGACAGAUUGCGCGAGCUUUAGAUUUUCUCGGAGACGUAAAACUCUUCGAGAAGAUCGCCAUACUUGGACGAUUCGCUCGAUGACCGAAUAGUGUCUUUUCUCGCGUAGAAAAAAAAUGUCGACGUGGUACAAAGAAUGACCUCCUUUGAAAUAGUUUGGCAAAAAACUCGGUUCGAGAUCGUCGGGGACUGCUCGUAAAAGAAUGAGAUUGAAUUUCAAUCUAGGAACGGCGAUUUUAUCGUCGCGGGAAAACGUGCCUCGCGACGAAUAACUCGUGAACUUACAGUGUGGGAGCACCGAAUGCAAAAACAAAGGAGACACUUUGUAUUGCUGUUCAGAUGUGUAAUCUGCUUCCUUCUAUAGAAUCGCGUCGCUUAACCCUCGCGAAUCAGUUCUAGGUCAGCUUCGAUACUUUAGUAUCUCGCGAGAAUUUCGAGGGAUAGUGAAAUACGAAGUCCCCCGGAUUUUUAUACGGCUCUAGUUCUAUUUUGUCAAAUAAAACUCUGCUGCACAUUUGAGAUAUUGUCUAUAAAGUUCAGGUUUUACGCUCGAUCUUCUGCCUGUUUUACUAUCGAAGGAUGCAGGUUGUAGUUGAAGCAAUUUACGUGGUCCCUCAUUCUGCUUCAAAAUGAUUCACCGUGACCCUCGAAUAGAAAUUUCCGAGCUGUAUAAAUUGAAUAUUACAAAAUAUAUCAAACGAAUUUUAAUUAAUCUAAUCAAUAUUGCUAUAGAUGGUGCUUAUUGAAUUAAUUCUAAUUAAUAAUCGAUGCAAUUUAUAGUUCCAGCAAACCCUCGGUUCCUUUCGCAAUGAUUUAAAAUGUUCUACGAUUAAAAAUAUACAAUCUAUAGAAAAUAAACACCAGACAAUGUUCCGAAUUAAUUAUUUAACGAAACAAAAAUUAUCUCACCGGUUCAACUCCGUCUUCAUCUAUGUAAACAGCAUCGACGUGAUUCGCGAAACUUGGAAAACAGUCAGUGUGUUUGCGACCGACGUGCGUGCUGCACCUACGCGCUCGUUAAACCGGCGUGUACACCUCAGUUUCGCAGAGUCCGUCGACGCGUUCGCAUCCCUUUCGAAACCCGACGUAGCACGUCGACGCGACGGUGCUGAAUUCGCUCCCGCAGUGUGUCCUCUGUGUUGUCCCUUUACGAAUUUCGCCUUCGCGCGACCAGAAAAUCCUAAAAGAUUGUUCACCGUUUCCGAAAAAAACGUUUCCUGCGAUGUUACAAAUCCUGUUAGCUUGGGAAGCUAACGAUAAGAAGUCGACGUGAAGAAACGGUGGCAAAGAAGCUUGGGAAAUUGAUCGCCUGGCCUUUGAAAUCCUGCAACGAAUAAAUGACGAAGCCCGACGACUCGGAGACACUUGUCGGGCAAUGGCUUUUUCGUCGUCGACCAACAAAGAGGAAUUACCAUUAAUGCUUUAACAAUUGUCGAGAAGUGAAAAAACAGCAUCGAGAUAACUUUUUCGUGGAGUGCAUUCUCCUGAACGUUUCGAGGCCGUUUUACAAAAAUUGUGGUGUCAUAAUGGCGACCCGGGGCGCGAGAGGGUUGUGAGAACAGAUAUCUUUAAUUACAAUGACUAUGUUAAUUAAAACGGCCGGUAUCGAGCCGCUGAUAGCCGGCUGGCUGGUGUCAGUGGUCUCGACACUGGUUCAGGCCGCUGACUACGACGAUGACUAUUCGUCGAUGGAUUACACCGAUCCAGAAACAUACAACAACGCAACAAACUGCAGCAACGUCUACUGCAUUUCGAACGAGGAAUACGUGGACCGCAUGAUGAACUACAUAUUCCCGAAAUUCUGGGACUGGGCGCUGAUCGCUUCCCACACGGUGAUCUUCGUGAUCGGCCUGGUCGGAAACGCGCUCGUCUGCAUUGCCGUCUACAGGAAUCACUCGAUGAGGACCGUCACCAACUACUUCAUCGUUAACCUCGCUAUCGCCGACUUCCUGGUGCUGUUGCUCUGUCUGCCGUUCACUGUGCUCUGGGACGUCACCGAGACAUGGUUCUUAGGACUCACUCUUUGCAAGGCUGUCCCCUACCUUCAGACAGUCUCGGUGACCGUGAGCAUAUUGACUCUAACUUUUAUAUCGAUAGACCGAUGGUACGCAAUAUGUUUCCCAUUGCGGUUCAAGUCGACCACCACCAGAGCGAAGACUGCUACCAUCGGCAUCUGGGCCGUCGCACUUAUCUUUGAUAUUCCAGAUCUGGUGGUUCUGCAUACAGUCCCUCCCACCCACGUUAAAGUAAAAACGAUACUGUUCACGCAGUGCGACAUAUCCUGGAGCCAGGAAAGUCAAGUCACCUUCACCAUUGUCAAACUGAUUUUUCUCUACACCGGGCCACUGAUCUUCAUGAGCGUGGCGUACUGGCAAAUCGUGAGGGUCCUAUGGAAGAGCGACAUUCCAGGUCACAAUUUGGCGCCGCGAGCCUCGCAGAUGAGCCAAACCCCUGCCUCCGUCGGCGGUAAUCCCGAGACACAGCUAAGAUCCAGACGGAAGGCGGCAAAAAUGUUGGUCACAGUGGUCAUCACUUUCGCUAUUUGCUAUUUCCCGGUGCAUUUGCUCUCCGUGUUAAGGUAUACCAUUACGUUACCGUCGAACAAGUGGAUCAACGCCAUCAGCUUAAUCGCGCACGGCCUCUGUUACUUUAAUAGCGCGGUUAAUCCGUUGAUCUACAACUUCAUGAGUGGAAAAUUUCGGAAGGAGUUUAAACGUACUUUUCGUUGCACUCGAGGAAACGGUUCUAGAGCUCAACGUGGCUACCUCGCUAGUUCAUCUAAUCUUGCCAGAAUAAAGACUCGGACCACUACUAUACGAACAACGUUCAAAAAUAAUAAUAACGUUCAACGAAACUCUGAAAUUAUACCUCUCAGCGCUAUAACGAGUAUUCAGCAAAACGAAAAACACGAUUGAUCGUAAGUAGAUAUGUUUAUAAUUGUCGGAUGCGCAAUGAGAUUCACAAGGGAUCGUUUAUUUGCAUUGUAAUCGGAACUUUAAUGUAAAGGUAUACGGUACUUAAUAAUUACAAAGAAACAGCAUAAUGUACGUUCAACUGGUUAUCAUUCAAAUAACAAAGGACAUUUGAAAAAGCGAUCUGUAUUUAGUUCCUACUUCCGUAAAAAUCGGUAGACAUUGAUACGCCAUUUUGCAUAUGAGAUUUCGCAUAAUAUAACGAAGCGUCGAGUUGUUUUUGUUUGUUCGAAUGUACCGAUCUCGAUAAUAAAAGUGAUUAACAUUCGUCCUCGCUGAACAUGAACUGGAACUAUAGGCACACACGCGCAUCUGCACGUUAUUUCACUUAUAAUCGACUGGUAUCAUACGUGACCGUUGUUGUAUCUAUAAUUAUUUUUCAAACGAUAUGCCAGCCACGCCGACAAAAUCGGGUAUAAAAAGUUUCAUAACAUACACAUACAUGUGUACGUAUACGUUGCUACUAUGUUAUAAAUAUAAUGCGAUGUAAAAUCCGACACUAUGUACACUAUCUCCUAACAUUUUAUGUCGUCUCAAUGGAACUUAUUGUUAAUCCGCUAACGUUAUACAAUUCAAUUGUGUAUGAGGAUUAUUGCGCGCAAAGAUCAAUUCCAUUAUUUAUACGAUCCCGUCGCUAUUCCUCUUGAAUGAUGGAUUUUAUACGAAUUGAAUCUUGAUCAGUAAGUUUUUACUUCUAAUAAUCUUCUCCAGAAAAAAUCAAAAAAUCAAAACAUAGGACAAAUAAAUUUAGUCACUUAUGAAAGAACUUCUUAUGAAUAUAUUAUCUUUCCAUUCCAUAUUGCCAGUAAGAAAGCAUGUUAUAAGCGUAUUUAUUAAAAAAGAAAAAAAAAAGACUCAUCGCGGUUCAAUAAAAUCUAUUAGUGACAAGAUUAGUAUAUUAGCCUAUUAGGCUUUGCGAAUAUUAUUUGCGAAAUUAUAGUGACGAUUUUCCUUCAACGAUUGAUGUUUUUCGCGAUCGGUAGUGUAAGUAAAUUAAAGCAUUAAGUAAUGAUUACCUA
Messenger RNA from Megalopta genalis, 4259 nucleotides. Its product is annotated as orexin receptor type 2. The record is from RefSeq and is a predicted model, not a curated record. Gene Ontology annotation, biological process: G protein-coupled receptor signaling pathway. Gene Ontology annotation, molecular function: neuropeptide Y receptor activity. Gene Ontology annotation, cellular component: plasma membrane. NCBI's taxonomy places the organism in Eukaryota, Metazoa, Arthropoda, Insecta, Hymenoptera, Halictidae.